UGUCCGCUGUCCUGUCCUGUCCUGUCACUUUGUAACUAACCUCAACCUUACUUAACCAGUAAAAUCAAAUUACGCAACAAGAACGAAGUGGAAGUUCAAAAGAAAGCAAAAUUCGAAAGUUAAACAAGCAACUAACAUUGAUUUAGAUCCAAAAGAAUAAGCAUUCUUCUGCAACCAAGUCAAAUAGGCUAGAGCUCAUUUAAAGGAUUUGUAGCGAGGUAUUAAAAGGAUGGUUCUGAUUUCAAGAGCUGCCAAUUUUUUAAUCAUGAACAAAAGAUUUUUACUUAUCGUAGUUUGAUGGGUUUAGGUGGUAGCCGAGCAGUCAACAUGAGUGGUCCAGUCGCAGAGUUUGUCAACACCAAGAUCAGCAGUGAUACUGUGGUCAUUUUCUCCAAGUCAUAUUGUCCUUACUGUCGCAUGGCCAAAGAGGUGUUUGACAAACUUAAACUGAAAUACACAGUGAUUGAGUUGGAUGAGCGAGACGAUGGAGGUGAAGUGCAAGACGUGCUUGGGGAAAUGACAGGAGCAAGAUCGGUCCCCAGAGUCUUUUUGAAAGGAAAAUUCAUUGGUGGAGGCACUGAAGUCAAGGACCUUUAUGGGAAAGGGGAACUGCAGAAAAUGAUAGCUGCAUAAUCAUGACACAAGUUCAAAUAUAAAUUGUAUACAUUGUUAUCGAAUUCUAAACUUUAUUUUUUUUAAUACAGGUAUUCACAUAAUUAUAAGUAGAGAACAAUUUUUGUAUCAAUUAUGUUGCAUUAUAUUAUUUUAUUAAAGUUUAUACAUCACA
Messenger RNA from Macrosteles quadrilineatus (aster leafhopper), 787 nucleotides. RefSeq lists its product as uncharacterized. Lineage: Eukaryota; Metazoa; Arthropoda; Insecta; Hemiptera; Cicadellidae. The record is from RefSeq and is a predicted model, not a curated record. Gene Ontology annotation, biological process: cellular response to oxidative stress. Gene Ontology annotation, cellular component: cytoplasm. Gene Ontology annotation, molecular function: glutathione disulfide oxidoreductase activity. The coding region runs from base 298 to 633 and encodes 111 amino acids. The transcript is spliced from 5 exons.